UUGCCCACACCGAGAAAAUAAAAAUAAUAAUAAGAAAGAAGACUUAAGAGCAGAGCAAAGAAUACUAAACCAGGAAUCAACUAUUAAUAUCGAGUUGAUGACUAAUUUUUUUCUUGUAGUUUAAGAAAAAAGAAUAUACAAAUACCAAUUGAACUCAGCCAUCUCUAAUUCUGAUCUAGGUUUUGUUCUUGUUCAUCAUUCUCAGCUCCCAGGUACUAGAGAACCCUUAAAAUGGUGCUAAAUAAUUGAUUUCAUAUUCAGGAUAGUAAGGUUUUUAAUGACAUCAAGAGCUUUGAGAAGAAGGCUCCAUCAUUCAGAUGUUGAUGGAAAAAGGCAUGAGCAUUUAGAGACAUCUGGCUUAGAUGGAUUGGAUGAGCCUCUACUUGGGAACCAUAGAUAUGACGAAAGGCGUUCAGAGGGUUCUCAGCUUGAUGAUCUCUUAGAUGAUGCACGGAGGAAGGAACACCUACAGUGGACCUUCAUAUUUUCUCAGUUAAUUGCACAAUGGGCGCAGUGGUUUGCAAAUAUUGUAAUUGGACCUGUAUCCUUCAUUGGGUGGCUUUUUACCCUUCCUUCUGCUACGCAAAAUAGACAAAACAAUAAUUUGCUAAGAGCUCCGCUUGGUCCUUUACAGGAAGAAAGACUUAGAAACUUACGGCAGAGGCUUGAAGUCCCGUUUGAUGGUUCUCGUAUGGAGCAUCAAGAUGCUCUGAAGCAACUAUGGAGAUUGGCAUAUCCUGCUAAAGAGCUUCCAUCUCUUAAGUCAGAACUUUGGAAGCAGAUGGGUUGGCAAGGAUUAGACCCCUCAACAGAUUUUAGGGGUGGCGGGUUCAUAUCAUUGGAAAAUCUGAUCUUUUUUGCUCAAAAGUAUCCAGAAUCAUUUCAAAGGUUGUUGAACAAACAGGAUGGAACUAGAGCUGAGUGGGAAUAUCCCUUUGCUGUAGCUGGAAUUAACAUAUCUUUUAUGUUGGUACAGAUGUUAGAUCUUCAAUCAGGAACAUCAACUUCUGAAGUGGGAAUUCAUUUUCUGGAACUACUUAAAGAAGAUGAAAUGGCAUUUGAUAACCUUUUUUGUGUAGCCUUCCAAAUGAUGGAUGCUCAAUGGCUUGCAAAGCGAGCUUCAUAUAUGGAAUUCAAUGACGUGCUGAAGUCCACCAGAGCCCAGUUAGAGCGUGAGCUUGCACUUGAAGAUGUUUCUAGUGUGAAAGAUUUGCCAGCAUACAACCUCUUAAGAAGAUGAUCUUUUACCUCCUUUCGUUUUUCAUUCUGCAACACAUCAUAGGACACCUCUCUCACUCAAAAUUUAUAAUAUCAUUGUAUUUUUUUAAUUAAAUAAAAAAAAUGAAUAAAGCCUUAAAAUAAUGUAGAUGCAGUAUUGUUUCUAACGGUAAACUCUUACUCGUAGCAAUUUAGAAACAAACUAAUUUGGUUAAUUAAAAAUAAUAAUACAAUAUUUAUCCCAGAAAAUACAAAUUAAGGUCUGCACAGCCUGCACUCUAAAGAAAGUAAAGACAUGUUAUUUUUCUUGUUCCCUCUGUUAAACUUGUGCUAGUAUUCUGGCUUAACUAUGCCGUGAAUUUGGCAUUUUCUUUGUAAGAAAAUUCAAUUUGUUUAUAUCUACUUGUAGAAGAGUGAAUAAUAUGGAAGACGUGCUUUUCAUUGU
Molecule: messenger RNA, 1663 nt
Organism: Humulus lupulus (European hop)
Lineage: Eukaryota; Viridiplantae; Streptophyta; Magnoliopsida; Rosales; Cannabaceae
Exons: 10
Coding region: 278-1240 (320 amino acids)
Source: RefSeq, a predicted model, not a curated record